AUCACGGGCGGCGCCGUCGCUUUUAACGAACGGAGCUGGAUUUGAAAUGCUGUCGAGUCCACAAGGACUGUAUUGCCAGAGAAGGACACAGAGGGGGCUGGUAGAGACGGGCGUUGGAGGGGGGUUAGGACUGGCUGACAAACAAAAUACACAGCGCUUUUUGCACACUUUUUUUUAUUAACAUUAAAGCGUCUCGGGGUUGAGUUAGAGCAGCCUCUCCGUAUGAGUCUACAUCGAGCCGAUUGUCUUCUGCGGGGAAAAGUUUUGAUUUGAAUUUCUAUGCGGCUCGGAGAAAGGGUAGUAGCUGUAAGACUUGGCCUGUGUCCGUUGGUGUGUAGUUCUGGAUCUGCCUUUUUUUAAAAAAAAAAAUCGAUAUAAGUACAAGUCUCGGUAGGUUCUGUACAGAGGGCUGAGGUUACAUUAAUAUAUUCAAACGCUUAACUUUCGAAAUGAGCGCCGCCGCCGUAGCAGCGAAGGCGAUGAAGCCGUCAGUGCAGGUUGACCCCAAGUCGGCCCCGCUAAAGGAGGUCCCCGAUAUUUUGGUGGACACCCGGACCAAGAAGAGGUACCUCCGGGGCCGGUUUCUGGGGAAGGGGGGGUUCGCGAAGUGCUACGAGAUCACAGAUAUGGACACCAAGGAGGUCUUCGCUGGGAAGGUCGUCCCCAAGUCCAUGUUACUGAAGCCGCAUCAGAAAGAGAAAAUGUCCAUGGAAAUCACGAUCCACAAGAGCCUGAAUAAUGCCCACGUCGUCGGGUUUCACGGCUUCUUCGAGGACGAGGACUUCGUGUACGUGGUCCUGGAGAUCUGCCGGAGACGGUCUCUGCUGGAGUUGCACAAGAGGAGGAAGGCGGUGACUGAGCCGGAGGCCCGGUAUUAUAUGAGGCAGACUAUUGUGGGGUGCCAGUACCUCCACAACAACAGAGUGAUCCACAGAGAUCUCAAGCUGGGGAACCUGUUUCUGAACGACGAGAUGGAGGUCAAGAUAGGCGAUUUUGGCCUGGCCACGAAGAUCGAGUACGAUGGCGAGCGAAAGAAGACUCUGUGCGGCACGCCGAACUACAUCGCCCCCGAGGUGCUGUGCAAGAAGGGCCACAGCUUUGAGGUGGACAUCUGGUCACUGGGCUGCAUCCUCUACACGCUGCUGGUGGGGAAGCCGCCCUUCGAGACCUCUUGCCUGAAGGAGACGUACAUCCGCAUCAAGAAGAACGAAUACACCGUCCCACGGGUGAGAGGGCCUGAGAGUCCUGCGGACAAGCUGGGCAAGAUGGAGCCGAAGGAAGAGCCCCAGGAGGGACUGGAGUCUCCUGAUUGCUACCUAAAUGAACUCCUGGAGCAGCUUUCCCUGGUCAAUGCAGCCAAGCCUUCGGACAGGGUCCUAAUUCGCCAAGAGGAAGCAGAGGACCCUGCCUGUAUCCCCAUCUUUUGGAUUAGCAAGUGGGUGGACUACUCUGACAAAUACGGUCUAGGCUACCAGCUGUGCGACAACAGCGUGGGCGUGCUGUUCAACGACUCGACGCGGCUCAUCAUGUACAACGAUGGCGACAGCCUGCAGUACAUCGAGAGAAACAACUCUGAAUCCUACCUCAGCGUGCGCUCCUAUCCCGCCAUGCUCACUAAGAAGGUCAGUCCAGCCCUGAGAGGAUGAUACCUGCCUCUCAAAACCGUAGAGCAAUUUAGGCACGUGCUGCAACCCGCCAGAGUAACUGCUUCUUGGAUUUUGAAUUUCAGGUACAGGAAUAAUGAGAGUUUUUACACUUUAGCAUUUAAGAAGAGUAAAUGGUAUCUACCUAGAAGCAAAUUACAAAUGACGGUCUGUUUGGGUCUUGCCAAGUUAAUUCAUUUUUCAGACCACACCAAGCUGAUCCUCUGCCCGCUGAUGGGGGCGGUGACGUACAUCGACGAGAAGAGGGAGUUCCGCACGUACAAGCUCAGCCUGAUCGAGGAGCAUGGCUGCUGCAGGGAGCUGGCCAGCCGGCUGCGCUACGCGCGCACCAUGGUGGAGAAGCUGCUGGCCUGCAAGUCCACCGGCCUGCGGAAACCCGCUGCCCCCCCAGAGCGGGCCUGAGGUCCACCUCCAGCCCUGCACCCACCCUGUAAAUAAACCCACCCCCCCGGUAUUUUAUUAAAGACUUCUCCAGAGGUCUGCAAGACUACUGUUGGCCAAAGGGUUCUAUUUCUCACGACUGCAUCCCUCUCUCUCUCCUUUUGCUAUGACAAAAGGAUGGAUUUAAGUUUUUAUUGCAACACAGAAUUUUGUACAGGUGAAUGCACAUUUUAUUCAUGGUUCCAGGGUUCAACAAGUUCAAGCAGUAGCACACCUGCUGUUAAUCAAGUCCUAGAGGAUAUAAUAUUAUGUACGCCAUUUGGAGGUCUGUUCAGUCUUUUACUCGGGAGUCUUAUGUGUUUUUUUAGAUGUCUGUCCUCUUGUACAAAUCUCCGCUGUAUAAAACAGUUCUGUGAAUGGGAUACUAUGGUAUGUUUACAACUUUAUCGUCUCUUGUUAUAUAUCAAGUAAAUAAAGAUUCUUUACAAAACUCUUUAA
This is a messenger RNA of Lepisosteus oculatus (spotted gar), 2543 nucleotides long. NCBI's taxonomy places the organism in Eukaryota, Metazoa, Chordata, Actinopteri, Semionotiformes, Lepisosteidae. The record is from RefSeq and is a predicted model, not a curated record.